AUGUCUCCUCAGGAUCUAACCGGUGACCCUAAAUUUACCGUGUUCAUUCGCCUGCCGUUCCCUCGCGGCGAUUUCGUUGACCCUCCUCCAGUGAGCUGGGAUGCUCGUAAUGAUCGGUUACUAUGGGAUGUCCUAUCUGUGGCCCCCAAGGAAGGGGGAAAGCUCUGUAUGCGUGCCGAAAAGUUCAAUGUUACCCUCCCCUUCCUCCUCCAACAUGUUGCUUGGCUAUAUGAUCGGCGCCUGUCCCAGGUUAGGGCGCAGAUUCGGAGAGUCGGGCACCAGAACCCUCUUUCAGGUCAAACGACAUCCGCCGGUGGUGGUACACCAGGUGGCAGUGUGCCAAUGAACAGGUCUGGCAGCGAUGCUCCGAGUCAACCACCUGGUAUUUCUAACCCCACUGGUUAUUCGUUUGCUACCAAAACACAGCCAUCUGGAGACGCAGUGAGUGCUCUACAGAGACCCUCAAGGCGAAGCUCAGCCGAGAUAGUCCAGCCAAGAGGUAGGGGAGAGUCUCGGGCGGCCGCUUUCUCCCCACUCUCACCACGGCCGGGUGAGGACAGCCCCGAACCGUUGUCGUCAUCAAGCUCGAGCUCGAGCUCUGAGGACGGUGAUCGGCCGCAAUAUAGGCGGUAUGGCAAAUUCUCUACGGUACAGAAACGUGUACAGACAAGGAAAGACGAUGAUGACGACGAUGAAGAAGAAGACACUCCUGCAUUUCUACCACUGGAAUCGGUACAUGAUAAUGGGAAGGGUGCAUCGAUUGGUGACCCCGCAUCGACGUUACGCGAGGUGCCCCCACAGGUCAAACUCCAAGGUCGAAAGGUAUCAGGCGGCACUACACCACCGGUGAAAGAGAGACAGGUCUUACCGGAAUCAUCCACCGCCAGUUCAAGCUCUGGCAUGGCAACGGGAUCGCCUGUCAAUGGUCCGCCAUCUUCCCGCCGCCCCGCCGCGCCUAUCGGGCCUUUAAGCCCACGACGAACCGCAGAACUAGCCGGACGGGUGCCACAUGGACGCGGCGCCCGUCGAGAAGGUAGCGAAGGCAGCCCUAGCAUGGGAAGUAGCUUUAGCGACUUGGAUGGUAUGUUGUAG
Molecule: messenger RNA, 1092 nt
Organism: Arthroderma uncinatum
Lineage: Eukaryota; Fungi; Ascomycota; Eurotiomycetes; Onygenales; Arthrodermataceae
Product: Atg29p
Exons: 5
Coding region: 1-1092 (363 amino acids)
Biological process (GO): autophagosome assembly
Cellular component (GO): phagophore assembly site
Source: RefSeq, a predicted model, not a curated record